Thalassophryne amazonica is the source of this 4017-nucleotide messenger RNA. It is a transcript of the gene paqr6, whose product is annotated as progestin and adipoQ receptor family member VI. The record is from RefSeq and is a predicted model, not a curated record. Gene Ontology annotation, cellular component: membrane. NCBI's taxonomy places the organism in Eukaryota, Metazoa, Chordata, Actinopteri, Batrachoidiformes, Batrachoididae. The transcript is spliced from 8 exons. Gene Ontology annotation, molecular function: signaling receptor activity. Bases 157 to 1443 code for a protein of 428 amino acids.
CCUCACAGACUCAAGCUGUCUUUUCUGGGAUCACAUGAGCUUGUGCUGCUAGGACUUAGCAGGCGGAUUGCGCUGCUGACAGGAUGAGAGGUUUGAACAUGCAGAAACUCCAUUAGAUUUGGUCCUUUGAAAGCCAUCCGUGAUCUGAUUUGACAAAUGUCCGUGAAGGGGUCUGUGCUGGCUCUGGGGAAGUGUCUCGCCUGUCUGGAGUUUAUGUUGUUUCCUGUGUGGCGAGGCAUUGGGGUGAGUCGUGGAAGUUGGAGUCAAGGCUGGGGACGCUGCCUGCAAUGGGAGCUGUCCAGCACAGGAGAGGGACCCCGGAUCCCGGGAUUUGACUGCCCGGUGUGGUUGGUUCUCUGCCGUGGACGGGCCAGGUUGAGGGAGGUCUGUCAGAGAACAGGUGCUAUCAAAUUGCCCACAAACAUGCUCAGUGUUAAACUUCCCCAACUCUUUGACUUCCACCAGGUCCCCAAGGUGUUUAGGGAGGACAGCAUCAUCUCUGGUUACCGUCACCCACGGAGCUCGGCACUGGACUGUCUCCUCAGCAGCUUCCAACUGAACAAUGAGACCAUCAACAUUUGGACCCACUUCCUGCCCACAUGGUACUUUCUGUGGCGCUUCAGCAUCCUGUGCUCCACUCUGAACUUCCUGACAGACAGCUACACCUGGCCCUUGCUGGUGUACAUGGUGUCGAUCUGUAUUUACCCAUUCACAUCCAGCUGUGCACACACCUUUAGCACCAUGUCCCCGGAGUCCCGCCAUAUCUGCUACUUCUUUGACUAUGGAGCGCUCAGCCUUUACAGCUUAGGUUGUGCCAUGAGCUAUGGAUACUAUGUCAUGCCUGACUGCUGGGUGAACACUUGGCUUCAUCGACAUUUUGUCCCCAUUGCCAUUGGAAACACACUGUUUUGUACCGGUCUGUCCUGCUACUCCAGGUUCUUGGAGUUGCAGUGUCCACAGAGAAGUAAAGCUGUGCGGACGGGGGCGUUUAUUGUCCCCUUUAUCUUUGACACAAUCCCUCUGUUUUACAGGAUCCUUCUGUGUUGUGGAGGAAGCUGCAUGAGCAACGCCUUGACCAGUCACCGUUACCACCUUCUCUUCGCCUUCCUCACCUGCUUCCUGUUUACCGCCCACCUCCCAGAGAGGUUAGCCCCGGGCCGCUUUGACUACUUUGGCCACAGUCACCAGCUCUUCCACAUCUGCGCAGUGGUGGGCACCCACUUCCAGAUGGAGGGUGUGAUAGCAGAUAUGAUGUCCCGGAGGGUGUGGCUAAUUUCCCAGGGAGCUUUGCCAUCCUUCAUGGGCACCAUCAGUGUGCUGGUCCUCAGCCUUAUACUCAAUCUGGGCAUCGUUGGCAUUUUCAGCGCGCCUUUGCUCUGGAAGUCGUGCCAUGUCACUGCUGCUCAGCUGCACACAACGCCGCAGGAUUCCAAGGAGCUGUGAGGCAGUCUUCCCGCCAGGAGCUACUAAAUGUGUGUUCCACUUUCCAAAGGAAAGCUUUGAGUCAUUUGUUUGUCACAACUGCCUCUGUUUGAGGUGACUGUAACGGCUUGUGUUGUUUAUCCCGUUUAAAGAUGGUGUUUUUGAUACAUUCAGCACAAAUACAUUUUCUAAAAUUGUUACACACUUAAAACAUCUGUUGAUGUGUUUACUCAGAAGCUGACAACCCAGGCACACUCCCUGAAACCUUUUUCUGACCUUACGUUAACUUUGUGUGAGAAGCUUAAAACUGAUGUAGAAAUGUCUAAUUUAUUUUUGAAGCUUGUCAGUGUGUGUUUAAAAUAAAGAUCUGGGCUGAAGGAUGCAGGCUGUUGUAACACAUCACAUACGUGCCUUAUUGUAGUUUUUAUUAUUAUUAUUUACACAUACUCUUUAUAAAUGGGUCACUGCAGGUAAUUGCACAAUACUGGAAAUCAAUAGCCAAGCACUUAGUUUGGAGGGAUGUUUGUUUUGUAUUUUCAUACAUGAGGUCAGAAUGUAAAGUUUGCUAACUGGACACUUUGUACGUUGUUGGUCAGUGCAGAUGUUUUCGUUGGGUGCGACACAUGAUGCAGGUUGGAUUUCUCACCAUUUAGUCCACCUGUGGAUUCCACUCUACAGAGAACACAGUUCAUUUGCAGGUCAGUUCACUCUUCUGAUUGGCUGCUAUAUUUUCAGCAAACAAAUCUCUAUGUGCCAAAAAGUAAAUGACAGGUACUAUUUUUAUAACGUUACAUUCCACUGACGACACUAGUCCCCAGUGACACGACAGGUUUUCUUAUUCUUUAAUUUCUCUGUUCCAGUUAAACUUUAAAUUUACAAUUUGUAUCUAAAUGGGUUUUUGUUGGGUUGGAGUGUAUAUAUUAACAUGAUAAUCUUGUUGGUGUUUCAGUAUUUUCAUAUAAAUCACUCCUUAAAUAAGUUCAUUGCCUGACAAGACUCUUUACCACCCAAAUAAUUUUUUGUUUUUUCUCUGAUUAAUAUCCUUGUGAGUGGAUCUGCUACGAAUGAGACAACUAGAAUUCUUUUCAAAAAUUAAUAAAAUUGAUGAGGAUUAUCAUGGCUCAUUUUGGUGUGUAUGAUGUAUCAUCCUUUGUCUAAACCGCUUAUUCCGUUUAAGGGCCACAGGGGGACCGGAGCUGAUCCCAGUGCUCAUUGGGUGAGAGGCGGGUCCACCCUGCACAGGCUGCCAGUCUGUCAUCAUCCAGCAAACACAUAUUAUUGAGUGAUUUUAGAAAUUCUGAAACAAUUCUGUUGCUGUGCUAACAUUCAGAAGACAGCUGUAUUUCUGCGGUGGCUGGGAAGUGCAAAAACACUUUCACAAACAGCAGAACACUUUUACAAGAAGUCCUCAAACAAACUUACAAAUUACAGAUUCGGGUGGAAAGGGAAUGUACUAAAUGACAGACAUUUCUCUUCCAUCAGAAUCUGUCAUUUGUAAAUUUGCUUCAGGACUUCUAGUAAAAGUGUUUUUGUACUUCCCACCCACUAUAUUUUCCAAAGCAAACUGCGUGGAAGUCUCAUCUGUUUUUAAACGCAUUUUAAAAACCACUCAUGGCACAAAUUUGUACUUAAUUCCACUCUGCAUGUCCACAGGAACAAAGAGCCUAACACACACCAAGUGUUUUAGCACGCUGUGGUCUCAAACCAGGUCCAUUGAAGGCUGACAGGCUGCAGGUUUUCAUUCCUACCGACCACACCGGCAGCUGGUUUCACUGACAGAUUCCUUUCCGCUGCUCAGAAUGUGUGUUUACAUUUCACACCUGCCCCUUCUCAGCCCGGUCUGGAUCAGGUUUGACAUCACCAGUGCAGAGCGUUAGAUAAAAGGGUAAGCGUACGUGAGUCUGGCUGAGAGAGACGGGGGCCGUGUUUAGGUGUGUGAUAAAACGUGAGUACUUUUUAAAAAAAUUAUUAUUAGGUUAGCCUGAAGAGUGUAAAAUUUACAGAUACAUGCACAUCACAGACAAAACAAUUAUCCCUAUAACCUUUAUUUUUCCUCUGCAUUCGCCCCCAUUUAAUUCUGGGAUUUCCCUCAUUAAUUGUUUCUGAUUUUAUUGUCCUUUGAGUUUUGGAACAUGUUUAUUUCAGAUCAGCUGCUUUUUUGUUAACAUCUCAGUCACUCUUGGUGCCUAUUUGACACACAGUUCAAUGCCGAUACCUAUUAUUAUUUAUUUAUCGACCAAAAUAAGAUUAUACUGUUACUUUGAAGGCUCUCAAACAAAACUCACUGAACGAGAUGAGUUUGUAAUUAAUAAAAUAAAUAAAUAAAUAAAGCCUCUGAUGGCAUCUGUGUGGUGAAGGAUUAUAGAUGAGGUGAAAUAAAUGGACAAGGACAGGAUGAUUAAUUUGUUUCAGCAAAAGUUUUUCAGUGUCAACAAAUAAUUGAUUUCUCUUAAUGUUUUAUACUUUUUGAUAUAAUGCCCUGCUUGUUCUUCUCUAUAUACAUGUUUUCUCAAUGUAUAAAUGUCAAUUUUGUGUGUAUAAUUUGUAAUAUGCUACUAAAUGUCUGUAAUAAAUUAGCCUUUUUCAUAAAUGUAA